GCAAAAGCCAGGUGGCGUUCCGACCAAGAACAUGUAACGUGAUUUGUGUGCUAUUAUCCGAUCUCAGAGUUCAUCGGCAUCUAAUGUAAAACCCCUGCACUAGUCAGAUUUUACUAUCGCAUGGGAUACGAACUUUCGCUUUGGCUUGCCCAAAUCGGGAAUACAGAAAAAUGCACCAAUCAUGCCGCAAAAGAGUUCCUAACCAAAUAAAAAAGUAUAAAUACAGUGAAAACUUCCUAUUGGAGGCUCAGAUCUAGUUCUUCAUCACUGGCCAAAUCUAUUCACAAUGAAGUAUCAGUUCUUUCUCCUCACAGCCUUUACUCAGCUCGUUACAGCUCGUUUCAGCGUCAACGUUGGCGUUGAGACUGUUAACGGCAAAUGCACUGUUGAUUUCCUACCGUCAGAUGAUGUCCUAGGAAGUGUUUACUGCGCGACUAGCAGCGACUGCCAUACCAACGGCAAUGACAUUGCCACAGCCCACGCCAAAUGCAGUACCCCCAAGGGCGACGCCGACCUCUUUAUAUACCCCAAAGAUACUCUCAAAUUUUGCCGAACUGGAUUUUGCUCAUGCAUGAACACCAGAAAAACGAAGCAUGUGCCUGGUCAAAACGGGGAUUUGAAUUUAUACAACGCCAAUGACGACCAUGCCUGGCCCUGUUAAGUCAAUAUAGCACCAGAUCAUUCUUGUUUCAGACAGGCAAAGAAUCACCAGGAAUCUGUUUAGUCGAAAGCCGCCGUUUAUAUUAUAGAAGAGGACUAAUGAUUAGCUACUAUCAGGAAUAUGGAUGUCUUUGUUGAAAUAAAUUGAAAUAUAGACGCCAUUUUGCAUUGCCACGCGCGGAGUAAUCGUCUCUGACCAAUCAAAGAAAC
This is a messenger RNA of [Torrubiella] hemipterigena, 870 nucleotides long. Lineage: Eukaryota; Fungi; Ascomycota; Sordariomycetes; Hypocreales; Clavicipitaceae. The record is from the annotation of a GenBank genome assembly.